AUGUUAACAUACACAGUCAUAAUAGACGAUUAUCAAACUAUUGAUGAUAAAGUUUAUUAUUAGAUCAACAUUAAUUGUUUAGAAGGACAUAAGAAGAUUUCCAAACGAUAUUCUGAUUUGAAAGCUUUGAAUGAUAAAAUAAUAGAAAAAAAUUCUAACUUUAAACUUCAUUUAAAUUUGCCUUAAUUUCCAGGCAGAAAGAUUUUUGGAAGAACCAAAAAUUCUGUAGCAGGAAUUAAAUAAAGAGUAUUUUAUAAAUUCUAUAUAGGGAAAAGAAUUAUAGAAAUAUUUGGAAGAGGUUUUAAACAUUAAAUAAUUGUAAUCAUUUUUAUCUGUUAAAGAAUUGUUACCUCAUUAACAAUUAUAUUAAGAAACACUUCAAUUACCUCAUAGUGAUGAAUAUGAUAAAGAAGUUUGUUGGUUAUAAAUGGAUGAAUUAAAGCGAUCUUUUUUAGAAAGACAAGAAAUUAAAACACCAAAGAACAAUAAGUCUAAAAGCAAGUCUAGCUUAAAUACUACUGGAUAUGUUUAGAGAUAUCAUUUUAGUAUUGAUGAUUAUGAAAUUCAGUAAGAUGUAGUUUUAUAUACAAUAACAUUAACAGAUGCUAAAAAGACUACAAAUUAUUAAUUUACAUCAAGAUAUAGUGAUUUAAGAGAAUAUCAUAAAUUGCUUAAAAAAGAAAACUUAAAAGUAGUAUUACCUGUUUAUCCAAAAAGAAAGAUUAUUUCUUAAACAAAUGAGAAUCCUCUAUUCAUUUAAGAAAGAUUAGAAUAACUUUAAAAAUAUCUUAAUGACAUAUUUGCAAUAAAAGAAUUAGUUUAAAGUGAACCAUUAUAAUAUUUUAUAACAAGAAUUAAAUUGGAAGGUAAACCAAUUAGAAUAGGCCCAGUUCAAUAAAAAUAGUAAAUAUGUACUAGUUCAGUUUUAUAUGAGAGUCAAGAGAAUUUACCUGAAAGAAAAAGCUCUUUUUGA
Molecule: messenger RNA, 973 nt
Organism: Paramecium pentaurelia
Lineage: Eukaryota; Ciliophora; Oligohymenophorea; Peniculida; Parameciidae
Source: the annotation of a GenBank genome assembly